AUGGUGUCACUCACCGCUGGGCAACCGCAGGGUGCUGCAUCGGAUCAGUUUUUCGAUGCAGACAUUGCAGAGGAGACUAGUCCUCAGCAGUACACGCAAAGGCUUGGCACAGCCGAUUCUGCAUCAUUACGGGAAGGAGGCUUUAGCCAAGCUGUGCAAGAUGCAGCAGAAAAUGGCGAUUUGGCCUGCCUUCAGCAGGUGCUUCAGCAGCACGGUGCAGCGAUGCUUAGCCAGCGAGAUGUGGACGGUAGCACCCCUGCUCACCUCGCAGCCAAGCGUGGGCAUGUAGAGUGCCUGCAGUUCUUGCUGCAGUGCAGCGUAGAGCUGGCAUCUACGGAUGACAGUGGCCACACACCUCUGCACCUGGCUUCACAGGAAGGCGAGCAAGAAGCUGUGGAGCUGCUCCUGCAGUGGGGUGCGCCUGGAGACACCACUGGCACUGCCAAACAGCGGACGCCCUUGCACCUCGCGGCCUCGAAUGGCCACCUGGAGGUUUGCAGUGUCCUCUUGCUUCAGAAAGCCAAUGUGAACUUGCAGGAUGCGGAUGGUGAGAGCCCAUUGCACAAGGCAGCGCGCUUUGGCGAUCGGGAGCUGUGUGAGCUGAUUCUAAGUUGGGGUGCAAGCGUCACCCUGGCUGACAACGAUGGGUGGUGUCCCCUCCACGAGGCAGCCAGGUGGGGAGAUGGGGAGCUGGUGGAGAGCCUGCUGCAGCGGGGGGCGGACCCCGCAGCUCGCUCCAACGAUGGGGAGAGUGCCCUGCAUGUGGUGCCUGGAGGCUAUGCCGAAUUGGAGGUUGUGCAAGUCCUUCUGAUGUGGAAGGGCGAUGUGAACAACCGGGACUAUGAUGGCGAGACACCGCUCCACUUGGCAGUGAAACUCGGGGAUGCUGAGCUUGCCGGGCUUCUGUUGCAGAGUGGCGCAGAUGCAAAUGCCACUAACACCGCAGGUGCCACACCACUGGACUUCGCCAAGAAGGAUGAAAUCCGCUGGUUGCUGCGCUCCCACAAGGGUCGCAAAGGCACUGGAGCCCUCUGA
Symbiodinium necroappetens is the source of this 1035-nucleotide messenger RNA. The record is from the annotation of a GenBank genome assembly. NCBI's taxonomy places the organism in Eukaryota, Dinophyceae, Suessiales, Symbiodiniaceae.